GGGCCGUGCUGCGGAUGGGGGUGGGAGGUUGUUCGGGGAUGGUGGGCCGGGGUAUUGCGUCGCUCAGGUCUUCUGCUCGGUAUCUUUGCUAGCUUGCUGUCACCUGCUCGCCUUCACCAUGGAUGGCUUACGAGGGGAUGGAAAAUAAACGCUAUCGUCGUGGCAGCUGCUUCUGUUGCAGACGUCCCCCUGAAGAAAGUGAGUAGCUAUGGCUGAACAAGACGUCUGUCCUCACCUGGACUCAAUAGGCGAGGUGACCAAGGAGGACCUCCUGCAGAAAUCUAAGGGAACUUGCCAGUCAUGUGGAGCCGGGGGCCCAAACCUGUGGGCCUGUCUGCAGAAUGACUGCCCAUAUGUUGGCUGUGGAGAAUCCUACUCUGAUCACAGCACCCUGCAUGCACAGGCUAAGAAGCACAACCUAACAGUGAACCUGACAACGUUCAGGAUUUGGUGUUAUGUGUGUGAGCGAGAGGUGUUUCUGGAGUCCAGACCUGCCCUGGUGCCUGUACCUGCUGCACCACACCACUGUAAAGCCACAGAGCAGGAAGCAGCUCCUCAGCCAGUAGGUCACCCGCUAAAAGCAGUGCCAAUUGCUGUGGCAGAAGAGGAAGGUUCUGAAUCAGAGGAGGAUGAGCUCAAACCCAGAGGUUUGACAGGGAUGAAAAAUAUUGGCAACUCCUGCUACAUGAAUGCAGCUCUUCAAGCCCUGUCCAACUGUCCUCCUCUCACUCAGUUCUUCCUGGACUGCAGUGGACUGGUCCGGACUGAUAAGAAGCCGGCUCUGUGUAAAAGCUACCAGAAACUUAUCUCAGAACUCUGGCAUAAAAAACGGCCCAGCUAUGUCGUUCCUACCAGUCUGUCGCACGGCAUCAAACUAGUAAACCCCAUGUUUCGUGGUUACGCUCAGCAGGUAGGGGCAAGCAGCCAGCAGGACACUCAGGAGUUCCUGCGCUGUCUGAUGGACCAGUUACACGAGGAGCUGAAGGAGCCUCUGACAGAGUGCAACAUGAGUGGGGAUGGAAGCGACGGGGAGGAGAGAAGGGACGGAGAUCGCUCCCCAUCUGAGGAUGAAUUCCUGUCCUGCGACUCCGGCUCCAGCAGCGACCGGGGGGAGGGAGGAGGUGUGGGCGACGGGGAGCUGCUCAUGCAGGACGAGUGCGACGGGGUCAGAUCUCCUGCAGGGGGAAUAGUAGGUGUCACUACCGGGGCGUUGAUCUCGGAGAAGGAGAGGCUGAAGGAAAGGAGGGUGUCCGGCUCACCUCUCCGUGGAGGCUCACAGGAGAUGGAUGAGGAUGCAGAUGUGGACACGGCAGCCGAGGACGGGGUUCCUGAGAGGGGAGAGGAGGAAGAGUCAACACCAACCCCAAACACUGAGACCCAAACUCAAGAGAACAACCAGACUUCUAGCACAGGGCAAGGACAGGUCCAGAGCAGCAACACCUCAGAACCAGACAAUGAAGCAUCGAUGGCCCAGCCACAGUCCACUCCCUGCAGCCCAGUUCGAACGCUUCAGGAGCUACAUCCCAAACUGUCGUCCAGUCCACCGCGCUCCAGCCCCCUCCGCUCUGCAGGACCUGCAUAUUCCUUCAAAAAAGCUCAGCUGCUGCUCAGUGCCAGGAAGAAGAAGCAGUCUCACUAUCGCAGUGUGAUCUCUGACAUCUUCGACGGCUCCAUCCUCAGUCUGGUCCAGUGUUUAACCUGCGACAGGGUCUCUACUACAGUGGAAACCUUCCAAGACUUAUCCCUCCCCAUUCCUGGCAAAGAAGACUUGGCAAAGCUCCACUCCUCCAUCCAUCAGAACCUGCCAGUCAAGACCGGAGUGUGUCCCGACACUUAUGGCUCGCAGGGCUGGAUCUCCUACAUCAUGGACUCUAUACGCCGGUUUGUAGUCUCGUGUAUCCCCAGUUGGUUUUGGGGGCCCAUGGUAACACUAGAGGACUGCCUCGCUGCCUUUUUUGCUGCAGAUGAACUCAAAGGGGACAACAUGUACAGCUGUGAGAGAUGUAAAAAGUUGAGAAAUGGUGUCAAAUACUGCAAAGUGCUUAAACUUCCAGAGAUUCUGUGCAUUCAUCUGAAACGCUUCCGGCACGAGGUCAUGUAUUCGUUCAAGAUAAGCAGCCAUGUGUCCUUCCCACUGGAGGGCCUCGACAUGCGGCCUUUCCUGGCCAAAGAGAGUCCAUCUCAAGUCACCACUUAUGAUCUGCUGUCAGUGAUUUGCCACCAUGGCACGGCAGGAAGUGGACACUACAUUGCUUACUGUCAGAACGUCAUCAAUGGCCAGUGGUAUGAGUUUGACGACCAGUAUGUUACCGAAGUCCAUGAGACGGUGGUGCAGAAUGCCGAGGCCUAUGUGUUGUUCUACAGGAAAAGCAGCGAAGAGUCGGUGAGAGAGAGGCAGAAGGUGGUGGCUCUGGCUAAUAUGAAGGAGCCCAGCCUGCUGCAGUUCUACAUCUCCAGAGAAUGGCUGAACAAGUUCAACACCUUCGCCGAGCCAGGCCCUAUCAGCAACCACACAUUUCUUUGUCAGCAUGGAGGGAUCCCUCCCAAUAAAUACCACUACAUAGAUGAUCUGGUUGUGAUUGUUCCCCAGAACGUUUGGGAGUACCUUUACAACAGUUUUGGAGGCGGCCCAGCAGUCAACCACCUGUAUAUGUGUGCCAUCUGUCAGGUGGAGAUUGAAGCUCUGGCUAAGCGUAGAAAAAUGGAAAUAGACACUUUCAUCAAGCUGAACAAAGAGUUUCAGGCUGAGGAGGCUCCUACAGUGAUCCUGUGUAUCAGCAUGCAGUGGUUCAGAGAGUGGGAGAGCUUUGUGAAGGGCAAAGACAACGAGCCACCUGGUCCUAUAGACAACAGUAAAAUUGGUGUGAUGAAAGGAGGACACAUACAGCUCAAGCAAGGUGCAGACUAUGGUCAGAUCUCAGAGGAGACAUGGCAGUACUUGUUGGGUAUUUAUGGUGGAGGCCCUGAGAUCGCAGUGAGGCAGACAGUGGCCCCGGCUGACCCCGACAGCCUUCACGGAGAGAGGAAGAUUGAGGCAGAGACAAGAGCACUUUGAGAUAAAGAGGAUCUUCUGACUCCCCUUUCCACUCCUGCCCUCACAGGGAGCUGAGGCAUUUGCACCUUGGUGGAGAAGCCCCAUCGUGAGCACUUUGUAAAUGUAGCAGCGUAUUAUUCCGAAGCCAUGUCGCAAGAGGAGAAAACGGUACCGAAACAUCACAUAGUUUAAUUUAUUGGAUAAAGCUGAUCCUCAGUAUUAAGGUGUGAAAAAAAAUAAAUAAGAAGACGUCAUGUCAAAAUCUCUGGACCUGUUUUUGGUAGCUAUGGUGUGUCAGUGGCUGCUGUAGUGACUAGGUGUCAUAUACUGCUAAACCGGCUGUGGCAGGCGGACAGCUGCUCCAAGCAGAGCACUGCAGAGAGCAGAGCCACAGUUUGACGUUUAGCUUGAGGACUUUUCUUCUUCACUGGAAGCAACAACCAAGAGACAUUACCAAGCUUUCUGUUGUAUGCCUGUUUACUAGUUACAUAGCAACAAGUUCGGAUAUGGAGUGAGAGAUCUCAAACACAUCAAACUCUUGCACCUUCAACCUUAAAUACACAGAGCACUGAGCCCUCAGGAAUGGAAGUCUUUUUGUUUGUUUUAACAGUGAAAUGUUAGGAUUAAUGACUUGUACAAACCAUUGCAGGUUCGUUUGAAACUACAAAACAUGCAUGCGUGGGUUGUAAAAGACUAUUUUUCAGGUUUAAAAUGCAUGCAGCUAUUAUUUUGGAUGAGUUAGUACAUUUCACUGACAAGAUGGGAUGCUGAGGUUUUUUUUUCUUCCAGACACAAUUUAUCUGUUUAUAUGCUCAGCUAUUUAAAUAUUGACUCACUCCUGUUUAGUUUGUUCUAGCAUUAUCAACUAGGCAUAAGGGCAUAUAUAGAUAUAAAUAUUAAAAAAUAGAGAAAUGGACAUUUUCAUAAGUCAGAGGAUUGCAUAUCUGAGGGGUCAUAAGAGAAUUUUGUGCAACAAAUUAUCGUAACUGGCUUUUCUGACAAGAGCUUACACAGAAGGUUUGUAAAUCUUCACAGACAUCAAUGUAAAUGACCGGAUGUCAGUUUUUAGGAGAGAUACCUGUAUUUCCACAUAGACUAGUGAUGCAGUUUUUGUUAAACCAAGAGAUGGCAGUAUUCAAAAGAAAGCUAUUCCACACCAUAUACCAAUUAAACGUUGAAGAAAUAAUUGUAACAAAUAUUUAGCACAUCAUGCAAAAAACUCAAACCUGUUCCAGAAAGAACUUGAGUGAUUUUUUUUUUUUUUUUAAUUUCUGCAUUAUUUCGUAUUUGUGCAUGUUUGGUUUUCAGGUCAUUCAAAAAUCCAAAUAUUACAGGCAUAUAUUGAGGCAUUUGCUUGUUAAAAUACAUGUUCGUCUGUACAUUGCAUUAUUGGUGAUGAUGCAAUUCAGACGUUUAUGUACAAUUCACCCUCUUUGCCCCAAUAAUACACCACAACUUGUUUACAUAAAUCAUAAUCUGGUGUAAAGUUUGGAAUCAUCCACUCACAAAGCAGGCAAUGAAUCAAAACAAUCAAGAGAAAACUAAUUUCAGAUUGUGUGUAAAUCAUCUUUCAAUCACAAUCAGAGCAGAGCAACAAGGUGCAAGUAUGUGAGACACUUCAUACUGCUCUAGAUUUCUCUGAUAAUAUUUAUUUAAAAAAUUGUUUGCUGAACCUAAGUUGUUUAAAAGAAACCUUACACAUCUUUGUUUAAUUGUGCAGCUCGUCUUACAGCAUCAUCAAUGCAAGAUUUAUGAUCCAGGUUAAAAGCUGGGAGAAAUGACAGAGUUGGUUUAAGCUCGCCUAAACAGACCAAGUCCUCCUCCAACUAAAUGAACAUUAGUGACAUUAGUCUCGCCCUUUUUUAAUGUACAAAUCUGCAUAGGUAAAUACAUUUUUGGCAGAACCUUUUUAUGUUCAGUAUCAAUUUUGAAAGUCAAAACUCAGAAAAAUGUUUACUAAUUAUUGGUAAUAUUAAAUUUUAAAAAUCCAUUAUUAUUGAAUCAUCUGAGCCAUGUUACAUAAAGUACUAAUGCACUGUUACUAAAUUGUCUUUAAUAUUUUUACUUUACUAGCAACCAUCAAGGGAGCAAUUAUAUGUAUACGACUCCUACAGCGAGAGAAAAACUUAAUUAGAAGAUAAAUACUGCUACUCCACUAUUACCAGUGUAAAAUAAAGAAUAACUAUCUUUAAAAAAGCCAAAUGAUUUCAAAUACAGGUGGCACAAAAAUUCAAUUAGAAUAGAUGGUUUGGGUUUGUUGAGAUAUAAAUGGAUAUGAAUUCAGAAGGGUAUGCAUGCAUAUUCAUUUAUAGAUUUGAAAAAACUGAAAAUACAUACACUUGCUUUUUUUUUUUUAGAGUUAAAUGUGUAAUCAAUAAGUAUGAAGGUACAGCUUGCAGCUAGUUAGCUUUUAGUUUACAGACUGGAAGCAUCAUUCGCCUUCUACUGUCCAGACUUCACAUACUCCCCCUAUCAGCACUGCUAAAGCUCACAGGUAAAAUGUUUUGUCUUGUUUAUCUUGUACGAACUUUGAAAAUCGAAUUGCAAGUUGCUCUUUCCACCGUCUUUCAGUCUUUAUGCUAAUACAAGCUAACUGCUAGCUAGCUGUAGCUUUAAAAUGAGCCUUUUCUGCAAUCUAAAAUGAGAAAUCUACAUCUCGAAGCCUUUUAUUUAGGCAAGACUUUUUUGUGAAACACCUGUCUGUAGAUUUAACUAUGCAUUGAAAGUCCAAACAUUGUCAAUGUACAAUUUUCAAAAAGCACAAAAGAUAUUCAGAAGUGUAUUUACAAGAGGAGUGAUGGACAAAAUAAUUGACUGACAAUAUAUCUAACAGGGCAAAGAGAUAGUGACGCAGAAUACCCAACAUAUACACCUUUUUUUCACCACAGAUAUUUUGACUUGUCUGUGUAGGAAAAGUGCAGGUGUAACUGAUGUUAGCGAUUGUUCUGUUCAUUUCAAAAACCAUACUAGAGGAACACAUAAGGUCUUAAACUGGGAUUGAAAGUUGACAGUCGGCAGGUUGGCAGCGUUACUCCCUUUAAAUCUUCUUCAUGAGGAAAAGCCAAAAAUAAUAUUUAAUGGUGUGUGUGUUUUUUUUAAGUCAAUACUUAUUAUUCUGCCAGCUUUUUUAGUAGCUAUCUAAGUUUUUUCAACUAUAAUUUUAAAGCUAACACCUAGCUAACGCCACUGUAAUAGCUAACAUAACCUAGCUCAUGCCUUGACCUCAGGGCAUGAGCUAGCUUAUGUUACUAGCUAAUUAGCUAGCUUAUGUUAGCUAUUACGGUGUUUCCCAGCCCUCUCAGAUGAGGGUAUUGAACAUGUAAAUGGAAUAUUCUGCUUUAACUUUUAAUUGCCAUUCCCAGCUGUCUCUCCCCUCACCCCAACCAGUCGAGGCAGAUGGCCAUUCUCCCUGAACCUGGUUCUGCCGGUCUCUUACUGUUAAAAGAGAAGUUUUUUUUGUUAAAUUAGUCUGUUUUCUGUCUUUAAUAUAAUAAGGCUGUAUCAUAGCUAUAGCUUUGCUAUUCAGUGUAACUUUUGGAGAGGGGUAAAGAAACCAGAAAAUAUUAAUGUUUAAGAGUCUGGAAUCGGAGAAUUUCACCUUUUUUCUCUUAAAAAUAGUUGUCAAUUAAUUCAAUUAAUCAAUUAUUUGCAGCUCUACCCUUCUAUGUGCCAUGCCCUAAAAUGACUUGGGCUGUGAAUUAGCUCAACUAAAUAAGUACAACUGAAUUGAAAUUAGGCUAAAUUCCCCUACAUGGGACUAACACUAAUUUCACCUGAAACAUUCUUGCAAUGACAUGUCAGAAUAUCUGCCAUUGCUGGUGACUGCAUUUUGGACCAGAGUUGAUACUAAUCCAUGCCUCCCUGUUUUAGAUUUGUUUUUUAUUCUUUUGUUUAAAAAAAAAAUCUAUUCAUUUGUUUUAACAAAAAAGGCCACUGAUUUUUCCAUUCUGUCUCACGUGAUUUUUAUUGUUUUCAUACAUUUCUGGGCUAUAUCUACAAGAGAUAGUAUUAAUGUUACAGUGACAUGUGUGCUAUGUUUCGAUACUUUUUCGGGGGAUUAAGUGCAAUGAAAUAAAAGACAAAUCUUUGUGCAAUCUUAGCUCUAUCAUCAAAGUGAUACUGGGCAGUUUGGAAAACUGACAGUAAACUGGGGCUGUGCAGUUCAUUACAGUGCAGUGUUAAGUCUUGAGUGGCAAUUGCAUAAUUACCCUCAGCUGUGAGUUUGUUUGCUUGUGUUACAGCACGUAGCUAUGCGUGUGAGAUUUCCAUUUCACUGCGUUGCUGUGGUUGGACAGUCAAUCAGAAAUAUCAUGGCAAGCAAUGGGAUUUCGUUGACUCAUGUUUUCCUCGUAUUUUACAGUGUGUGGCUCUUGUGGUCAUGACAGUGGUGAUGCUUUGAUAACAUGAGAGUUAAAUGGGAUGUCUUAAUGUCUGUAUAAUUGAUGUAAUUACUCAUGACUGGUUAAAUGAUUAAAAUUGCCUGGUCUUGAUUUUGAA
Molecule: messenger RNA, 7531 nt
Organism: Acanthochromis polyacanthus (spiny chromis)
Lineage: Eukaryota; Metazoa; Chordata; Actinopteri; Pomacentridae
Gene: usp20
Product: ubiquitin specific peptidase 20
Exons: 25
Coding region: 209-3055 (948 amino acids)
Biological process (GO): protein deubiquitination
Molecular function (GO): zinc ion binding; cysteine-type deubiquitinase activity
Source: RefSeq, a predicted model, not a curated record